This is a messenger RNA of Anoplophora glabripennis (Asian longhorned beetle), 956 nucleotides long. It is a transcript of the gene Arglu1, whose product is annotated as UPF0430 protein CG31712. NCBI's taxonomy places the organism in Eukaryota, Metazoa, Arthropoda, Insecta, Coleoptera, Cerambycidae. Bases 93 to 875 code for a protein of 260 amino acids. Gene Ontology annotation, molecular function: cadherin binding. Gene Ontology annotation, cellular component: mitochondrion; nucleoplasm. The transcript has 4 exons. The record is from RefSeq and is a predicted model, not a curated record.
UGUAAUUUUAUUGCGGGUUGCGGGGUGCAAUGCAAGUGACGUUUUGUAUUUUAUAAUUAAUAUUAAGUUUUCUUAAAUAAAAACAAAUAAAAAUGGGUAGAUCUAGGUCUAGAAGUCGGUCUCCUAGAAAGCAUCACAAAAGUAAACAUCAUAAACGAAGCAAAUCUAGGGAGAGAAGUUCUAGUUGUCAGAAAAAUUAUAAAAAUGCAGAGAGAAUCGAAAGAACUGAUAAAAUAAAAGAUAAGAGUAUUAAAACAAGAAAAAGGUCCCAUUCUACAUCUUCAACAUCUAGCAGUGAAGCUUCUAUAGAUUUAACAAAAAAUGACAGACAUUCUAGUAAAAAGCAUAAAUCAAGAAAAAUGGAUGAAGUAGAACGUUUGGCAGAAAUGGAAAGACAAAGGCGACAAAGGGAAGCCGAACAAAGACUAAUUGAAGAAGAAACAGCAAAAAGAAUAGAGGAGCUUGUGAAAAAAAGAGUUGAAGAAGAAUUGGAAAAAAGAAAAGAUGAAAUUGAAAGGGAAGUUACUAAAAGAGUUGAAGAAGCCAAGAGAAUAAUGGAAAAACAAUUAAUGGAAGAUCUGGAGAGAAGACGUGAAAAACAAAGAGAAGAAGAAAAACGCAGAGAGGAAGAAGAACGGAAAAAGCAGGAAAUGGUGGAAAAAAUUUUAGAAGAAAAUCAAAAGAAAAUCGAGGAAGCCCAAAAGAAAUUGGCAGAAGAACGGUUAGCGAUGGUGGAGGAACAAAGGAAAAUAGAUGAGGAAAGGCAGCGGCUGAGGAAAGAACAGGAGAAAAGGACGAAAGAAGAACAGAAAAAGAUAUUAGGCAAGAACAAUUCGAGGCCUAAACUAUCUUUUUCUUUAAAACCAGUUAUUUAGCUAGUAUUAGUGUAUAGUAUGUGAAGUGGACAAUUACAAACAUUGUAUUAAUACAUGAAAUAAAAGAACCUUUCAUAUGAA